Molecule: messenger RNA, 780 nt
Organism: Acanthochromis polyacanthus (spiny chromis)
Lineage: Eukaryota; Metazoa; Chordata; Actinopteri; Pomacentridae
Gene: exosc5
Product: exosome component 5
Exons: 6
Coding region: 35-697 (220 amino acids)
Biological process (GO): rRNA catabolic process; nuclear mRNA surveillance; U4 snRNA 3'-end processing
Cellular component (GO): cytoplasmic exosome (RNase complex); nucleolus; nuclear exosome (RNase complex)
Source: RefSeq, a predicted model, not a curated record
GCUGCGACAGACGGCGUCCUCUCCGUGUAGCAGCAUGAUGGAGGUUAGCGGGUCUUCAAAUGUUUGUCUCAGAGAGUUUGGAUGUGAACAGAGUUUACUGUCUCGACCUGACGGCUCUUCGUCCUUCGUACAAGGUGACACCAGUGUGAUGGCUGGAGUGUACGGACCAGCAGAGGUCAAAGUCAGCAAGGAAAUCUAUGACCGGGCAGUUCUGGAGGUGCUGAUACAGCCCAAAGUAGGACUGCCAAGUGUGCGAGAGCGAUCACAGGAGCAGUGUGUGCGAGAAACCUGCGAGGCCUCUCUGCUCUUGUCUCUUCAUCCUCGUUCGUCGCUCACUCUAAUUCUGCAAGUGCUGCAUGAUGAUGGUUCGCUCUUGUCCUGCUGUUUGAAUGCUGCCUGCAUGGCUCUUAUGGAUGCAGGGCUGCCUAUGAGUUGCCUCUUCUGUGGAGUUACCUGUGCCAUCACCGCAGAGGGUGAAAUCAUCACAGACCCCACUGCAGCUCAGGAGAAGGAAAGUCGAGCUUUGAUGACGUUUGCGAUUGACAGCACUGAGCGCAAAGUGAUGAUGUCAUCGACCAAAGGAUCAUUUUCAGUUCACGAGCUGCAGCAGUGUAUAGCAGUGAGUCAGAAAGCAUCAGAGAAGAUCUUCCAGUUCUACAGAGACUCCGUCAAGAGGCGAUACUCCAAAACUCACUGAUGAAGAAAGAAGCAGGUUUUUUUUUUUUAAACACAAAACAAAGCAUACAAAUACUAAUGUUGUAAUAAAAUAUUUAGAAACCA